UUGAAAGUGUGUUCAACUGUUCCAGUGCAGUGUAGUCGUUGAAUCCGUCGUUUGCAUUAAGAUUUGAAUCACAAAGAAAACCAUAUGAUAAAUAAAAUUUUUUCUGAGUUCUGAACACGAAAUAUACACGAUCAAUCUCUUCUAGAAAUGGAAAAGAGCAAGCACAUGAAAACGUUAUGGUCUAUUUUGUCUGGUACCAACCAACCUUCAUCACUUGAUGUUGUUGGCCCAUUUGUUGAAGGUGCUAAAGACUGGCUCAUUUCUGGGUUGCAACACUUCAGGACAAGAGGGGAAGAUUCUAGUCUCGCAACCAAUACGUUUUCCACUAUUCUUGGCCAUGCCAUUCAAUUGAAAGCAGAAGAUACAUCUGAAUUACUAGACAGCUACAGAAAAAAUGAGUAUCGUGGAACUGCAGACCAGUUUGAAAGUCUCUUAAAAAACAAGCAUAUUCAUCCUGGACUUUUAGCUGAACUCUGUCAGUUUUAUCAGAAAGAAAGGCUCUACCUUCUGCAUUGCAUAGAGUUUCUUAUAAAAAAAGCUCACAACACACAUCCAUACUCCAACAUCUUUGAAGGGUUUCUAGAAGCUUACAACAGUAAAGGUGAAUUGAAGAAAUCUCUCCUGACUCAACUGAAGAUGCUCAGUAAAAGCAAUCCUCCUCAGCAGUCUGGACUUGUCACACCAGCAAUGAUUAAAUUGUGGUGGAGUUCACAUUCACAAGAAAUUCUUUUAGUCCUCCAGUGCUUGAUGCACUAUUCAGAGAUUCACAGCCUAGAUGCCGAAGACUUUUUAGAAAUCCUGUCAACUUGUGGCAAACUCUCUUGUGAUAUGGAAGAAAGUUUUCAUAGUGUUUGGCACAUGCAAGCUGCACUUUUGGUGAAAGUUGUUCAGUCGAAAGAUAAUUUUCAAGCUUUCAGACUGAAGAAUACAGCAAUUGAAGAGGAAUUGGAAAGAAUAUCUAAUAUUGCAGAGUACUCUCCACUGCUCCUUGCUUGGAUGCUAAAUCAUUAUACGUCGGAAACCCCUAUCAGUGGGUCUAAAUUUCAGCAGUUUGGCGAAAAAGCAAUUGAGCAGAGGGCGUUAAAAAUAAUUGCUGAUAUCGGAAAUGACACCAUUUUCCAGGGCGAAUCCACUCUACGUGAGACAGUUUGUCGAACUUUGAACAAUCUCCUUGCAGUAUUAGUCAGUAGUUUCGACACGGAAAGGCUGGCUAGCCAAGCGGAUUUGCGUUCAGCAACCUGUAGUGUACUUCGUGGAAGUUCUCGUGCUGCCGAAAAUUUCUGGACACCCGAUCAAGGACUAAAUUUUGUUUGGAGCGAAACAGUGAGCCAGUUCCCUUUAGAAAUGGUUGCUUUGUUGGAACUUUCCAAAGCCGCCGCUCAUUAUUCAAACGAGAAUAAAAUCAAGAUUUGUCGAGAGAUCCAAGAGCUUCCCAAUUUUAUGGAACCGAUUGAAAACAUACCCGAUUCAUCGUUAAAAUGGACUACUGCAGGUGUAGUCGUCUUGCUCCAAACGCAUUACCCUUACAAAAAUGUUGGAUGCAAAGAAGUGCUAUUACCACGCGGAGCCAUGGGCAGUGUCGAUGGCAAAUACAUCCGCUGGCAAGUGAAGGUCAACUUCUACGAAGUUGCUCUUACUGAAAUUCAGAUGCUGCUCCAACAGGCAUCUUUCGGGUUGUCGGCCGUUAAAUUUGACACGAUAACACGAGUUCAACAAGUUUUGAGCUUCUUGGAGCUGAUUUUUCCUCAGCUGGAUAAUCUGGCACCAAUAUACGCUGGCAAGUUCAGACAACUCAUCCUCUCGUUAGUCGAACGUUUUGGUCCACUCUCCAUUGCCACCCACGAGCUGUUGGCCAAUUCCCUUAAAUGCCUCGCCGCCGCUGUUACAAAAUCAAACGCUUCGGAUGUGGCGGGGAAAUUAUUCAGCACUUCCGUACUUCCUUCAGUUGACCGUCAGUUGCCAUCCGUUGUUACCGGCAGUGAAAUCUUGCCUGGCGUGAUUGGCACCGUAUUGGCCGGAGUUGAGUGUUCCCAAGGAUCUUACCCUUUGACUGCCGCCUUCGUGAAAUUAACCUCGGCUUUCAUCCAGGCGGAUUUGGCAGAUGAGAGAGUUGCUGUGCCUUGCAAUUUGUUCAUUCUCCGAGAAGUUCUACCAUUCUUGCUGACUAGACAAUAUGUCAGUUUAGGACAACGAGACUUGAUGAUUGGCAUCUCACUCAACUGGCUCCAUCUCCUCUUGCAAACGGAUUCGUCGAAUCAGGUGCGCCAGAUGUGCGCCCGCAUCUUGCUGGAUUCACCGAGAGGAGAGGCGGAGAGCGUUGUGACGAUUGCGGCGUUUGGUUCAGCGCUGGCCGAAAUGCAGUUGAUUAAGCAAACGGAUUGGGAAGACCGUGAAGGACACGGACAGGUACUACUACGCCACAUUCGCCUGUCACUCUCCAUUCUCAACGUGCUACUCAACGAUCGUGAAGCCGCUGGAAGGAUGUCGCCUUUAGAGACCCUACUAUCUAGCCCAAGUAGCGCUGGACAACACUUUACCACCGUAUUAGCCCAUUACAUCUUUUACCGCUUUGACCUGCGAUUGGCCACACUAGCACUAAAAGUGUUAAAAUCAUGCGCUAAUCGCUGGAAAAACGUCUCUUUGCUGGCCUGCCUUGGGCAUGAUGCCUCCCUCAUACGCAAUACUUGGCUGGAUUCCCUCGAAUCGAAUUUGGAAGAUGCCGGACUAAUACGCAACAUUCUCCGCUUGAUGACCGACUCUGUUGCCUCCCAACCAGGAUUGAUGCAUAUGUUGGUCAACGGGGAUGACCGGUGCUUUAGAGCCGUCACUCGCCUUUUGUUGGAGUCGAAGGAAUUAGAAGCUUUAGAACUUGUACACCAAUUCUGGUUUCAGCGAUGCUCCCCGGCUAUCGAGUACUUCAAGGAACAACCGAAUUUCUGGCCACAACUUUGUCUACCCCUCCUUACUUCCGAUAAGGAUCCGGAAUUGAAGCGGAUAGCCCUUCUUUUCCAAAUUUUGGCUAUUGAACUCUACAACACGUGUGGAAAGAAAGUUAAUGCUGAAUUGCAGACGGUCCUCAAUCAACUGCCCUCCCAUUUGACAGAUUGGUCUGAUUUGGUGCUUAACAGUUUACCUUCGUCUUCAUCACCUGCCGGAAAAGAUAAAACGAGCUUGGAUUUCCUCCUAUCUGGAUGGUCGGACUUUCUAGUAAUGCUUGCCCAUUACGGCCCAGCAACCGAAGUUGGUACUCGUGCCAAAAUCUCCACUGAUGUACUCGAGUCCCUUAUUGGACGGGCCGAGAGCGGCCACCAUUCUCCCCUGUUAGGUAAAUUAGCCGAAUUGAACUGGAUGUUGCAGUUAGUUGAGAAGAAAAGUAACAGUCAAAUGCUAUCUGGACUUGGCCGACUGUUGGUCGUUGUAGCUGAAAAAGAAUUAACCUCGUUUCCAGCUCGAUUUCAAGUGGCUGUUUUGACGAGUGCCGUCUCCGCCUUACGUUUGCGAAGUGAAACUGAUACCGACAAAAAAUUAUCUACGUGGAUGCGCCCUGUGUCUCUUUGUGUUCAAUCAUGUCUUAUUCAACUACCGAAGUUGUUGCUUACCGAAAUCAACAAUCCCAAUUCCAGGGCGACCUGUAUUACAGCCUUGUGCCUAUCUCUGUUAACCGAAUUGCUCCCGGCUGCCCAAAACUUGUCCGCCAUGCAAGAGACGUUUCUGCUCCAGUCGUUAAUAUCUACCAUCCAGUUUUGCAUACAUCAUCGACGGGGCUGGGAAGUGGCCGAAACUGCUUUGGCAGUCCUUCUCGCCGUGGCUAGAACAGACACUGGCAGUGCAGUCUUGACACAGCUUCAACUGGAUCAAACUCUUUGGCUGCCGUUAGAAGCCAUUUACGAAGCUCAACCUACCGUGUACCGAUUAGGAUUGCAAUUGUGCACCACUGUGUUAGGUCGACAACGGCAUUUUUUUCUUGAGCAAGCGCUGACAUUGGCUGGUGUCCACCAACAGCCCAUCACAAACAUACUACUAAAACUUCGCCAUCCGAGUAAAGACGAUCUUCUCCUCGCCAUCGAUGUCAUGGCGCUACUUCGACAGUUGUCUGUUUUCCAGCAAACUUGGCGGUUGCAGCAUUCCGGUUCCAUGCAGGGAGUUUUACAAGCUGCUUCUUCAGCUGUUUACUAUGGCAUCGCGCACUUAAUCCGAGCUGGAUCCCUCAGUCCUAUAAUGGGCACUAGUUUUGUCGAUGGGAAAGACAGUGAAGCAACUCAACCUUCUCCUGCUGUCAUGGAAUUGCAAUCCCAACUCUUGGAAUUAGUUUCUCAAGGAUUGGCCAUGCUCAACUGCUACAAUCCCCCACUUGCUGCCCUUUUGACAGAAGACGGGAUCGACGUAGCGAAAUGGGAACGACAUUUAAGUCCUAGCUUCAGCACGCCAUCGUUGGAUCAUCUUGAGGCUUCUCCCUCACUGAGCUUUGGCACCCUAAAUGCUGUUGCUUCUCAUACCUUAAGGAUACUAUCCAAACCGGAUCAACAGCCGAAUCAGCGAAAUCAUUUAACGAUGGUUCUGGAACAGUCGUUGUCACUCCUCCUAUCACAAGCUCUGUUGUACAUCCUGGACCCACGACUCUGCGCUCAAGAAAAACAAUUACUUAAACGAGAGCUUGGUGCCGAGCUGGGCAGUUUUGUUGAAUCGAUAAGAAGGCAAGCGCAAAGAGGUCUACGUUCCCCAUCUGUCGCCUCUACCACCCCUCGACCAGUUUCGUCAACGGUUCAUCAGAGUUUUCUUAAACUAGUUGGGCAUAUCGUUCAGCGAAUCUUUAAAUAAUUUGCACUAAUAAUGAAUAAGCCAUCAACUCAUCAAUGUAUUUAAAGCACGAUUAUUAAACUUUUGAAGUUUCGGGUACAAUAUGAGGACAUUUAAUAAAAUUAUCUUAUUCAA
Molecule: messenger RNA, 4932 nt
Organism: Daphnia pulicaria
Lineage: Eukaryota; Metazoa; Arthropoda; Branchiopoda; Diplostraca; Daphniidae
Product: nucleoporin NUP188-like
Exons: 9
Coding region: 148-4818 (1556 amino acids)
Biological process (GO): RNA export from nucleus; protein import into nucleus
Cellular component (GO): nuclear pore inner ring
Molecular function (GO): structural constituent of nuclear pore
Source: RefSeq, a predicted model, not a curated record